AUGACAACUCAGAUUGAUGGUAAAGGUGACGCACUUCAAAACAGAAACGUAAAUAAACAUAGUGAGAGUAGCAGGAAGGCUAGUAACAAAGAAUUGACAAAUGGAGGAGGAAGAAAAUCAAGAAAUCAUUACACCUCAAAAGAAUCUACUAGGGAAGAAACUACUGUUACCGACAAAAGAGAUAAAGUUGGAAGGGUGAGCUUAGAAGCUAUAACCGACGAAACACGACGGGAAACAAUGGGGAAUCAUAUGGUCGUAGCAAGUGGAAUAAAGAUACAUAUUUUAGCAGUGACUGAAACACGAAAUGCUCAAAGAUCAACAAAUUCUAUGACAUCCGAAGGGUUUGUAUAUGAUGGAGAAAUGGAUCUGGAGGAGCCAUUCAGUGAUUCGGAUGACAAUGAUGCCGUUAAAGGUUUGAAGAAACUUUCACUGCAAAUUCCACGAGGGCGCAUACGUUCUCUGUCUGGCACUGUUCCAGCAGUAGGUUAUAGCCCGAAAUGGGGUGGUCCUACAAUGUGUUUGAGUUGCUUGCAAUUUUUCGAUUUUCCAGAACAUCAUGAUGUGUUCUCAGAACAUUUGUUGAACGAGCAUCACAUUGUCAUAGUCGAGAUGAAUUUGAUCGUCGAUCUGAAAAGAUAUGUUGAAUACUGGAGGCAGCGUUUUGCAAAACAAACUAUUGACACGAUAUUUCCAACCAAAAUUCCCGAUGAAAAUAGUGAGUACUAUGGUAAGAUAGAUUAUUUCUAUGAAAUGAGUGAGAUCGUACCAGAAGAUUAUGCAUUACGACAAAAGCUUGCAAUGAGACGCUUGGAGGAGGCUUUGGCUUGUCAACAACGGGAAAGAGAAGACACAAAUUUCGUCCAACAAUGUAUUUUCUGUCGGUACACAGCUCGUGGUAAUCGAUCAAAAAUUGUUCACCAUCUCUAUAUGAUCCAUCAUUUGAAUCUCGGCUCUCCGGAUAAUUUAGUGUUUGUCACCGAAUACAUCGAAUAUCUAAAGUCGAGACUUCUAAGCAAUGAAUGCAUUUACUGUGAAAAAAGAUUUCCCGACCGCAACACUUUAAUGGAUCACAUACGUAAACGAAAUCACAAAGAAGUGAACCCUAAAAACAGUUACUAUGACAAGUUCUAUAUCAUCAAUUAUCUAGAGUUGGGAAAGCGCUGGUUAGAAGUUUUGAAAGAAGAUUUUGAAGAUACUAUGCCAACAUUCAUUGAUUCUGACGAAGAGGAAGAAGAAGAUUCUUGGCAAGAAUGGCAGGAAGAUAAUAUAGAUAUGGAGCAAAUUCGUGUUAUAUGUUUGUUUUGUGAACAAACUGAAGAUCAUGUGGCGCCAUUACUUGAGCAUAUGAAGGCAAGUAUAUAUUUCCAUCAUUGCAUAAUAUUGGAUGUUCAUCACUUUGAUUUACUUAGUAUUAUCGAAAGAGAAAACUUAGAUAUUUAUGAUCGAAUGAAAAUGGUCAAUUACAUACGUAAAGAAAAUUAUAAUGCAAGAUGCUUCAUGUGUGGCAAAAAUGAUUUUGGCUCGUUACUAAAACUAAGACAGCAUUAUAUGGAAAACAAUCAUUUGUCAGAAGGGCUUCCUGAAAAAUCAGUUUGGUGCACCGAAGAGAAUUUGAUACCUAUUUUCGGUAACGAUCAUUUGGCAUGGAUGCUUGAGUCAUACAUCGAUGAAAUUUCUUCAAAAGCAGAUGAAAUGCCACCUGCUAAUGGAGGUGUUAUAGAGUACCUUUUACAGCAAAGUGUAAAAAAUACUGUGAAAGGUGUAAGUGUUUUACUGAUUUGUUGA
Molecule: messenger RNA, 1785 nt
Organism: Thelazia callipaeda (thelaziosis nematode)
Lineage: Eukaryota; Metazoa; Nematoda; Chromadorea; Rhabditida; Thelaziidae
Source: the annotation of a GenBank genome assembly